Sceloporus undulatus (fence lizard) is the source of this 2524-nucleotide messenger RNA. RefSeq lists its product as uncharacterized. The record is from RefSeq and is a predicted model, not a curated record. Lineage: Eukaryota; Metazoa; Chordata; Lepidosauria; Squamata; Phrynosomatidae. Gene Ontology annotation, cellular component: nuclear body. The transcript is spliced from 3 exons. Gene Ontology annotation, biological process: positive regulation of DNA-templated transcription. Bases 1328 to 2524 code for a protein of 398 amino acids.
GGUUUUGAAACCGAUUCAAUCACGUGAAGUUCCUACUCACCCCGAAUCUCACACAAGCGAAUCCGGGGCUUGCACACCCGUUCCGUGUUAAAUGGCCCCUAGCGCGGGUUUUUUGCAACCGGGUUAUAAACCAUUACUUUUUCAAAAAAACCGGUUCCUGGAAAUAUGAACUUCGUCCCGGCCGUGAUCGGGGCAGUUGCAGGGGGAGGGCCGGGUUGCUGUGGGCGGGCAGUAGAGCCCGCCCCUCAUGACCCCCUCACUCUCGAGCGCUAUGUUGCGCAGCCGCAGACCUUCCCUCCCACAUACAAAUCAAUGGCUGGAGAAGGGACAGGUCGGGCGGUGGGCAUUUCUGUCCGAAACGAACACCCCCUCUUAUGCCUCGUCGCUAUCCAUACCAGGCUCCCCCCGGAUAAUUUUUUUUUAACUACUGUUGCGUUGACAAAUUAAGCGCACAGACGCACCUCUCCGAUUCGUGCCUUAGGGGUUUGCAGGUGAAACUACACCCUUCUCCCUCUCUCCCCGGCCGGUUGCUGUGCACCCACGGCCGCCCCUCUCUCUCCUUCACAUGUGUCGCUGAAGCCGGCUCCCGCCAUCAACUAUUUUUUUUUUUGUUUAAGCAGCCGCUUUGACAGAUUAUGCGCGCCGAUGUAUUUGGGGCCGCUGAGAGAAGGCUGUCUGGCCGGCAGUCCCCUACCCUUUCUCCCCUCUCAACUGGUUACUGUGCACCCUUUGCCCCACCUCUCCUUCCCUUGUGAUUAGCAUUCCAUUCCGUCUCCUAGGAAUUUUUUUUUAAAUGCUGUUUUGAUAGAUUAUGCGCACAGUUUCAUAGUACAGUAAUAGGGCGCUUCAAUGGGGGUGUUUUGACAGUUGUAGCACACCUUUCCCCCCCUCUCUUUUGUGGACUUUAGUACCACUACCAGCCCGGGACAUGUAAUGGGCCCCGGAAACCCGCCCCCCCGGAUCCCCCACAAGUGCAAUGUGCAGUUCUACAUGUUGGCCGCCACUCCUGCGAGCGCCAUGCCAAAAUGCCAUGCCAGGGUGUUGGUGGAUGCCCAGAAACUUGACCAAUAGCCUUUCGCCCCUUAUCCCUUGUCCUCAGUGGCACCUCCCCCAAGUAGACGGCGGAUGUGACCUAACCCCAAUUUAGGGUCACCUGGUGGGCACCUAUUGGCUGCCCAGCCAAUGGCGAGGCUUGUAACCUGCCAGGUGGGCGAUGCCAACCCCGGACCUCCCUCAUUUUCAAAUUUGCCCACUCCCCCUUUUUUGGGGCUUGGCGCCAUUGCUGUUUCGAACCUCGAGCUGGUAGGAUCAUCACGAACCCUUUCCAAUGGCGGGAUCGCAAGCACAUGGCUCUUCCGAGAUGGCUGCCAGGAAAUCAGCUGGUAGGGGGAUAGCAUGGAAACAUGCAGAAACUGUGGACCUUAUAGCGCUGUGGGGGGAGGAAAAGGUGCAGCAGCAACUUAGGGAGAACCACAGAAACAUUGAUGUUUUUGAAAACAUCGCCGCAGAAAUGCGGAGGAGGGGCCAUGACAGAAAUGCGGAGGAAUGUCGCACGAAAUCUAAGGCAUUGAAAAGAAAAUUUAAGGAGGAAUAUCAAAAAUCGAGGUUGAGCGGAAGCGGCGCGGUAGAAAUGCCAUUCUUCCACGAGCUUCGCAGAAUAUUGGCGGGGGAUGCCAGCGUGGAGGCAAAGCGGGUCUCGGACGAGACGGAAGUUACGUACCACGACAGCGAGAACCUCGAGCUGGUGGAGGAAGGGCCCUCUAGACCCAUCACGGAGCAGGACCCCUUGGCGGAUUCGCAGGCUCCCUUGGCGGACUCGCAGGAUCUGUUUUCCCAAGAGACCGUUGUUACUCAGGAUCCAGAUCAGGAGAUAAAUCUGGUGCUGCAGGAGAUUGAUCCGCAGACCCUGGUGCGAGAACUGCAGCAGCAGGAACCAGCGGCCAGCAGCUCGGGGUCUAACGGAACCCAAACCCAAACCCAAACCCGGGCUGGAAGCAAUGCUUGUGCCAUCAUGAACCCCCUAGCAGUGAUGACUCCUGCGGAGAGAUUGGCCCUCAUUAAACGCAAGAAGGUGAGGGACUCUGCCACUGCGGCCCUUGAAAAGAUUGCCACCCAGUCCGCAGCCCAGAUGAGUUCGCUUCUGGGUUUUUUGAGGGAGGAGAGUCAAAAAGAGGAGGCCAGGGAAGAUAAGUCACUCGGCGUCAUGACACAGCUAAUUGCUGAGGACAGAGAGAGCAUGCAGCAACUAACAGGUGCUCUGCUGGCUAGCAACCAGAUAAUGGAGAAAAUGUACAAGCUGAUGGAGUCGCAGGGUACCCAAGGCAAUGCUACUGGCAUGCCGAGGAAGAAGCGCUUUAAGCGUUCCCCGGGCUCCAUGCAACAAUCAAGCAAUUCUCCUCCUGGCCCUUCUGACAGCCAGCAGGAGUCUCAGGGAGGGUCUACAUCAUCAUCUGGGGGUGCGGUUCCUGGACCAAGUACCAGGCCCAUCCGCAAGAUUAAGAAGCCGGUUACACUGUCCCCAUGA